AUGGCUGUUUCAUUACCAAUGGAGUCUAACCCUGACGUUAUGAACAAAUACCUUGCUCGAUUAGGAGUAUCUGAAAAGUGGCGGAUGGUUGAUGUCAUCGGCUUAGAAAGCGAAGCUCUCGCGUGGGUUCCUCGUCCUGUCCUCGCAGUUGUUCUACUUUUUCCACUUUCUGACACAUACGAACAACAUCGACGCGAGCAGGAAAAUGACCUGAAGACGAAGGGACUUCAAACUCCCAAAGACGUAUUUCACAUGAGGCAAGUUCUAAGCAAUAUAUGCGGAACUAUAGCUUUAGUCCAUAGCGUCGCGAACAACGCCUCGGAAAUCGAGAUAAAUGAUGGUCUACUGAAAAACUUUCUAAAGGAUGCUGAAGGUUUAGACGCUGCAGCUAAAGGUGCAUUAUUAGAGAACUCCAUAGCUAUCCUAGAAGCGUACAAAGAUGUAGUUCACCACGAUCCAGUGGAGGUUCAAGACACAAAUGAAACUCCAAACAAUCACUUCGUCACAUUUAUUCAUAAGGAUGGGCAUUUGCUCGAGCUGGACGGACGCAAAAUACUCCCUGUAGACCAUGGCCAAACUACGCCUGAGAAGCUUCUGGAAGACGCGGCUAAAGUGUGUCGUCAAUUUAUAGAACGUGAACCAGACAACAUCGGAUUCAACGUGGUCGCCCUAGUUCCUUCUGAAUAA
Molecule: messenger RNA, 687 nt
Organism: Diatraea saccharalis (sugarcane borer)
Lineage: Eukaryota; Metazoa; Arthropoda; Insecta; Lepidoptera; Crambidae
Source: the annotation of a GenBank genome assembly